Cherax quadricarinatus is the source of this 4899-nucleotide messenger RNA. The record is from RefSeq and is a predicted model, not a curated record. NCBI's taxonomy places the organism in Eukaryota, Metazoa, Arthropoda, Malacostraca, Decapoda, Parastacidae.
UUGUUUUUGUGAGUUAAAUUUGUCGUGCAUGUUGUUUUUGUGAGUUAAAUUUCAUGUCAGUUUGUAGUGAUUGUAAGUCAUGUUUUCUGCCCAGCAAUUUUGUGCGGUCAAGUUUAAAUUUGUGCGGUCAAGUUUAAGUUUGUGCGGUCAAGUUUAAGUUUGUGCGGUCAAGUUUAAGUUUGUGCGGUCAAGUUUAAGUUUGUGUGGUAAAGUUUAAGUUUGUGCGGUCAAGUUUAAGUUUGUGCGGUCAAGUUUAAGUUUGUGCGGUCAAGUUUAAGUUUGUGCGGUCAAGUUUAGUUUGUGCGGUCAAGUUUAAGUUUGUGCGGUCAAGUUUAAAUUUGUGUGGUCAAGUUUAAGUUUGUGCGGUCAAGUUUAAGUUUGUGCGGUCAAGUUUAAGUUUGUGCGGUCAAGUUUAAGUUUGUGUGGUAAAGUUUAAGUUUGUGCGGUCAAGUUUAAGUUUGUGCGGUCAAGUUUAAGUUUGUGCGGUCAAGUUUAAGUUUGUGCGGUCAAGUUUAAGUUUGUGCGGUCAAGUUUAAGUUUGUGCGGUCAAGUUUAAAUUUGUGUGGUCAAGUUUAAGUUUGUGCGGUCAAGUUUAAGUUUGUGUGGUCAAGUUUAAGUUUGUGUGGUCAAGUUUAAGUUUGUGUGAUCAAGUUUAAGUUUGUGCGGUCAUGUUUAAGUUUGUGCGGUGAAGUUUAAGUUUGUGCAGUCAAGUUUAAGUUUGUGCAAUCAAGUUUAAAUUUGUGCGGUCAAGUUUAAGUUUGUGCGAUCAAGUUUAAGUUUGUAUGGUUAAGUUUAAGUUUGUGUGGUCAAGUUUAAGUUUGUGCAGUCAAGUUUAAGUUUGUGCGGUCUAGUUUAAGUUUGUGCGGUCAAGUUUAAGUUUGUGUGGUCAAGUUUAAGUUUGUGCCGUCAAGUUUAAGUUUGUGCGGUCAAGUUUAAGUUUGUGCGGUCAAGUUUAAGUUUGUGCGGUCAAGUUUAAGUUUGUGCCGUCAAGUUUAAGUUUGUGCGGUCAAGUUUAAGUUUGUGCGGUCAAGUUUAAGUUUGUGCAGUCAAGUUUAAGUUUGUGUGGUCAAGUUUUAUAUCUGUGAAAUACAUAUAUAUCUUUUUUAUAAAUUCCUUUGAGAUAGAAUUGAAAUAGAUAUAAUUGAUAAAAGAAAUGUAAUACUCUAACACUAACAACCGAAUACAUUAUGUAACAGAAAAUAUGAUAAAAAAUGGGUUUAUACAGGAGGGCCCCGUUUAUACGGCAGGUUAUACAGGAUGGUUCCACUUACACAGCAGGUUAUACAAGAUGGCCCCACUUAUACAGCAGGUUAUACAAGAUGGCCCCACUUAUACAGCAGGUUAUACAAGAAGGCCCCACUUAUACAGCAGGUUAUACAAGAAGGCCCCACUUAUACAUAAGGUUAUACAAGAAGACCCCACUUACACACCAGGUUAAACAAGAGGCCCCGCUUAUACAGCAGGUUAUACAAGAUGGCCCCACUUAUACAGCAGCUUAUACAAGAAGGCCCCACUUAUACAGCAGGUUAUAUAAGAAGGCCCCAUUUAUACAGCAGGUUAUACAAUAAGGCCUCACUUAUACAGCAGGUUAUACAAUAUGGCCCCACUUAUACAGCAGAUUAUACAGGAUGGCCCCACUUAUACAGCAGCUUAUACAAGAAGGCCCCACUUAUACAGCAGGUUAUACAAGAGGCCCCUGUUUAUAUAGCAGGUUAUACAGGGGCCAUAUUUAUACAGCAGGUUAUGCAGGAUGGCCCCACUUAUAGAGCAGGAUAUACAGGAAGGGCCCACUUAUACAGCAGGUUAUACAAGAGGGUCCCAGUUAUACAGCAGGUUAUACAACAGACCCCUGAUAAUACAGCAGGUUAUACAGGAGGGCCCUGCUUAUACAGCAGGUUUUAUAGGAUGGCACCACUUAUACAGCAGUUUAUUUAGGAAGGCCACACUUAUAAGGCAGGUUAUACAGGAAGGCCCCACUUAGAGAGCAGGUUACACAAGAGGGCCCUGUUUAUACAGCAGGUUAUACAAGAGUGUGCCACUUAUACAGCAGGUUAUACAGGAUGGCCUCGCUUAUACAGCAGUUUAUACAAGAUGGCCCCGAUUAUACAGCAAGUUAUGCAAGAGAACCCCGCUUAUACAGCACAUUUUACAUGAGGCUGCUGCUUAUACAGCAGGUUAAACAGGAAGGCUCCACUUAUACAACAGGUUAUACAGGAAUGCCUCCACUUAUACAGCAGGUUAUACAAGGGGGCCCCACUUAUACAGCAGGUUAUACAAGAGAGCCCCACUUAUACAGCAGGUUAUACAGAAGGGCCCCACUUAUACAGCAGGUUAUACAGAAGGGCCCCACUUAUACAGCAGGUUAUACAGAAGGGCCCCACUUAUACAGCAGGUUAUACAGGAGAGCCCCACUUAUACAGCAGGUUAUACAGAAGGGCCCCACUUAUACAGCAGGUUUCAGAAGGGCCCCACUUAUACAGCAGGUUAUACAGGAGAGCCCCACUUAUACAGCAGGUUAUACAGAAGGGCCCCACUUAUACAGCAGGUUAUACAGAAGGGCCCCACUUAUACAGCAGGUUAUACAGGAGAGCCCCACUUAUACAGCAGGUUAUACAGGAGAGCCCCACUUAUACAGCAGGUUAUACAGAAGGGCCCCACUUAUACAGCAGGUUAUACAGGAGAGCCCCACUUAUACAGCAGGUUAUACAGAAGGGCCCCACUUAUACAGCAGGUUAAACAGGAGAGCCCCACUUAUACAGCAGGUUAUACAAGAGUUCCCCACUUAUACAACAGGUUAUACAGAAGGGCCCCACUUAUACAGCAGGUUAUACAGAAGGGCCCCACUUAUACAGCAGGUUAUACAAGAGUUCCCCACUUAUACAGCAGGUUAUACAGAAGGGCCCCACUUAUACAGCAGGUUAUACAGGAGAGCCCCACUUAUACAGCAGGUUAAGUUCCCAGAUACUGCUGUAAAGUGAGUUAUAGUUUUUUUUUACUUCUAAAUGCAUAUAAAAGCUGUUAACACGUUUAUAUUAUCAUAGAUUAAGUGAGCAGUAAAGGUAGGCCUAUAAAAUUCAUUUAUAGCACACAUAUUACUUAAAAUAUUUUCAUCCUUAUAGUAAGUGUAAAGUGAACCACUACUAUAAUUUAUAUGUGAUAAUUAUCUGGAACUUUCUGCAACUUAUAUCAGCCUCAUGUACUACAAGUGUCUUUUUUGGCAUCAUUUUUCCCUUCAAGAAACUCGAGUAAUUAGUUGACAUACAUGAAUAGUUAAGAGAAUCUCUUUCCUUAAGUAAUUUAUUCCAUAAUUGUGUCUGCUAGAUGGAUCUAUAAUUUCCUGACAAACACAACACCAAGGUAACAGUAAACAGAGUAAAAAUUGAGGCGGCUACAGUGAAAAGUUGUUCCACAAGGCACAGUACUCUCCCCCAUACUGUUCCUCAGCCUCAUAUCUGACAUAGACAGAGAUGUCAGCCACAGCACCGUAUCUUCCUUCGUGGAUGACAAACAAAUUUGCAUGACAGUGUCAUCAAUCGAUGACACUGAAAGACUCCAAGCAGACAUCAACCAAAUCUUACAAUGGGCAACAGAAACAAUAUGAAGUUUAGUGAAGAGAAAUUUUAAUUACUCCGAUAUGGAAAAUUCGAUGAAAUUAAAAGUGUAUCGGAGUAAAACAAAUUCCAAUCAUACAAUAGAGCGAAAAACUAAUGUGAAGGACCUGGAAGUGUUAAUGUCAGAGGAUCUCAAAUUCAAGGAUCACAAUAAUGUAUCUACCACAUCUACUAGGAAAAUGAUAGGAUGGAUAACGAGAACCUUCAAAACUAAGGAUACCAAGCCCAUGAUGAUUCGUUUCAAAUUGCUUGUUCUCUCUAGGCUGGAAUAUUACUGCACACUAAUGGCCCUUUUCAAAGCAGGCGAAAUUGCAGAAUGUCCAGAGAACUUUCAUGGCAUGUGUAAGUACGAUAAAGCACCUAAUUUACUAGAACGAUACAUAACAAUAUACAUCUGGAAAAUCCUAGAGGGCUAGUCCCCAAAUUUGAGCACGAAAAUCACUUCCUACGAAAGCAAAAGACUCGGUAGUGAUGCAAUAUUCCCCAAUGAAAAGCCGGGGCGCCACGAGCACACUGAGAGACAACACAAUUAGUGCCAGAGGCCCAAGACUGUUCAACUGCCUCCCAGCAUACAUAAGGGGGAUUACCAAUAGACCCCUGACUGUCUUCAAGAAGGUGCUGGUAAGGCACCUUAAGUCAGUACCUGGCCAGCUGUGGUUCGUACGUCAGCUUGCUUGCGGCCAACAGUUACACCCUGGUUGAUCAGGCUCUGGUCUACCAUGAGGCCUGGUCACAGACCGGGCCGCGGGGACGCUGAUACUCGAAACCCUCUCCAGGCAUACCUUAAAAUAUUUCGUCCUUAGCUUAUAGUGAUUGGUGAAUAUAUUUACUGUAGCAAGUCUGAAUAAAUAAAGAAGACUUGUAGGUGAAAACUGCUGUAUUAACGAAACAAUGUCAAGUGAAGCGCUGUAAACCGGAGCAGCUUGUUUUUCAAUGUUAUGUUUGAAACUCCAGUGAUGGUGAUCAUCUGCAGUGUUGCAGAACCAACAUAAUACUACACUUAUAUAAACAAGGCUUAAAUAAAAUAUAAUUUUCUUUAUUUUAUAUACAUUCACUUUAAUUUCUCUAAGUCAAAAAUGCAAUGCACUACAGUAACCAUGUAUAGUGAUACAGUAUUGUAAUGUGUUGUAGCAAAGUUUAAGGGGAUAUUAAUAAGGUCUUUAAGGGGAUAUUAACAAGGUCUUUAAGGGGAUAUUAAUAAGGUCUUUAAGGGGAUAUUAAUAAGGUCUUUAAGGGGAUAUUAAUAAGGUCUUUAAGGGGAUAUUAAUAAGGUCUUUAAGGGGAUAUU